Molecule: messenger RNA, 1128 nt
Organism: Blepharisma stoltei
Lineage: Eukaryota; Ciliophora; Heterotrichea; Heterotrichida; Blepharismidae
Source: the annotation of a GenBank genome assembly
AUGGUAGAAGCCGAAUUAUCUCCAGCUGAAAUUGAAAGGUAUCAUAGGCAGAUUCUAUUAAGAGAAUUUGGUCUUGAAGGACAGAAAAAACUAAAAUCUGCAAAAGUUCUUGUAAUUGGAGCUGGAGGACUUGGAUCUCCAUUACUUUUAUAUUUAGCUGGUGCAGGGAUUGGAACAAUUGGAAUAGUUGAUGGCGACGUAGUCGAGACCAUUAAUCUUCAUCGUCAAAUUAUUCAUUCUUCUAACAAUUUAAAGAUAAAUAAAGCAGAAAGUGCAAGGCGAUUAUUGCAAGAAUUAAACCCAGAAAUUAAGUUGGAAAUUUAUACACAAUGGCUAACUGGAGAAUCAAGUGCCAGUAUUGUUCCAGGAUAUGACAUUAUUGUUAUUGCGACUGAUAACGUAGAAAGCCGAUAUCUAAUAAGUGAUUUAGGAGUUUAUUAUAAGAAACCUGUGAUAUCAGGUAGUGCGCUUAGGUGGGAAGGUCAGCUUACUGUAUUUUCUCCAUCUCCUUGCAUAAGAUGUUUAUUCCCCCAGCCAACACCUCGGCAUGCUUGGUCUAAAGCAUCAGACAUAGGAGUUUUAGGCCCGAUCCCAGGCGUAAUCGGCACUCUUCAAGCUAUAGAAACAAUCAAACUCAUCCUUGGGCUACCUGUAUUGUCUCGAAAGCUCCUAAUGUACGAUGGUUUAUCUUGCCAAUUUAAACUCUUUCAGCUAAGAGACACAAGUCCCACCUGCCCAGCUUGUAGUGGCCAAAUAAAUCCUCACACCUUCAACUAUGCUGAAUUUCUGGGACAAAUUCCAGCUAUCCCAAGCAUCCCAGACAAGGAAAUAAAUUGCGCAGAAUUAAAAAGAUUAAUAGAACUAAAAAGAGUGCAAAUUAUUGAUGUGAGAAAUUCGAAUCAUUUCAAUAUUUGCCAUAUAGAAAACUCAAUUCAUAUUCCAAUUCACGAUGUAGAAAAUUCAAGUGAAAUUUUCAGUUCAAAUGAGCCUUUAGUGUUUGUGUGCAAAACUGGAGCAGAUUCAGCUAGAGCUGUAGAGAAAGUUGAAGCAAGAGGAAUAGAAGCAAGCUACUUGAAAGGUGGACUUGAUGCAUGGAAAGAAGCAGAACCGAGUUUUAUUAUAUUUUAA